Molecule: messenger RNA, 507 nt
Organism: Rotaria sp. Silwood1
Lineage: Eukaryota; Metazoa; Rotifera; Eurotatoria; Philodinida; Philodinidae
Source: the annotation of a GenBank genome assembly
AUGGUUGAAUUGUGUCCAAAAAUUAAAAUAAUUGAAAAUAUUGCAAUGGCUGCAGAUUGUGAUAUUGAAACUUUUCGUUCAGAAUUCAAUUACAAGGCACGAUCAUAUGAUAUCUUUCUUGUUGUCUAUCCAAAAUCGGAUACAACAUGGAUGCAAAUUAUUCUGUAUACAUUAAUGAACGAUGGUGAAGUAUUCGACAACAAUAUGGCAGAAUAUUUUGCUCGUACAUCUUUUCUUGAAUUAGUAGGUGAAAAAGGUAUGAACAAUAUACAUAGGUCAUGCCUUAUUAAAAGUCAUUUACCUUUCAAUCAUGUUCCUUAUCAUGAGAAUGCCAAAUAUAUAUGUGUAGUACGGAAUCCAAAAGAUGUGUACGUUUCUUCUUAUUAUUUUCUGCUCAAACUCAUGGGUAUUCAACCAGAACAAACAUUAUUCGAUAACUUUUUCGAAGCUUUUAUCAAUGAAAAUGUUUAUUUUGGUGAUUACUUUGAACAUCUACAUUCGGUUUGA